AUGAACUACACAUUGACAGUUGGAGUUGGUUGUGCGAUUGAGAGGGACAAACAACACUUUGACUCUUCAUUUUGGGCAUCUAACAUGGAGAAGACUACGGCAGACACAAUCUUCUUGUCACCGCCUUGGGGUGGACCUGAUUAUGUCAAACGAAAGACAUAUGACAUCAAGACCAUGCUUAAGCCACAUAACGGACAAUUUCUUUUCAAUGUUGCAAAGGGAAGCACUUCCAGAAUUGUCAUGUUCCUCCCAAGGAAUGUUGAUAUCAACCAUUUGGCAGAGUUAUCUUUAUCUGUCAGUCCGCCAUGGUCACUUGAGGUCAUAGUUCUGGAUCUACCCGUUUAUCUGGCUUCCCUAUUUUUAUUCUCUGCUAAGCAUAUCAAUUCAAGGUGGAGAAGAACUACCUCAAUGGCAAGUUGA
This is a messenger RNA of Ilex paraguariensis (yerba mate), 420 nucleotides long. The record is from the annotation of a GenBank genome assembly. NCBI's taxonomy places the organism in Eukaryota, Viridiplantae, Streptophyta, Magnoliopsida, Aquifoliales, Aquifoliaceae.